AGCAGUGUGAGAGUGGAGCGACACUCAGCAGCGGAGCGACCGUGGCAGCCGCGGCGGCCGCGUCUCACCUCGCACGUCCCGCUUUAAGGAACCGACACCGCGCGCUGCCGAUGCGCGCAGCCGCGGCCAUCACAACGCGCUCCCUCCCAGCCGAGCCGAGAGCUCGAACCCGCACACGAAAAACUCUGGACUUGACAACAAGUACACCUCAGGAACUGAACCUCAACCCUCCGGUUCUGAAUGACGGGCGGUCGCUUUGACUUUGACGAUGGCGGCACUUACUGCGGAGGCUGGGAGGACGGGAAAGCCCACGGCCACGGCGUGUGCACGGGACCCAAGAGCCAGGGCGAGUACGCGGGCUCCUGGUCUAGCGGGUUCGAGGUGGUGGGCGUGUACACCUGGCCCAGCGGGAACGUGUACCAGGGUUACUGGACGCAGGGCAAACGUCACGGACUCGGCGUGGAAACCAAAGGCAGGUGGAUUUACCGCGGAGAGUGGACACACGGGUUCAAGGGCCGGUACGGAGUCCGACAGAGUCUGAACACACCGGCCAGGUACGAGGGCACCUGGAGUAACGGACUGCAGGACGGAUACGGCGUGGAGACGUACGGGGAUGGAGGUACGUACCAGGGUCAGUGGACUGGUGGGAUGCGUCAUGGCUAUGGCAUACGUCAGAGUGUCCCGUACGGCAUGGCCUCUGUCAUCCGCUCCCCUCUGCGCACCUCGCUGGCCUCCCUGCGCAGUGAGCAGAGUAACGGUACAGUCCUGCGGGACUGCCUGUCCGACGGCCCUGCAGGCACACGCGGUGGCUUUGUCCUCAACUUCCACUCAGACGCAGAGGGUUCAGAGAAGAAGAAGCGCCUUUUCCGCCGCGGCUCCCUCUUCGGCAGCCUCCAGCGACUGCGCAAAUCAGACUCGCGCUCCUCGAUUUCCAGCAAGCGCAGCUCAGCACACAGCGACACCACCAUGAGCCGCAUCAGUUCCAGCGACGCCAACUCCACCAUCAGCUUUGGAGACGGCGAGCCAAGCGACGACUACCUGAUGCUGGAGGAUAACGUAGACGCCACCACCACGGAGUCCUACAUGGGCGAGUGGAAGAACGACAAGCGCAGUGGCUUCGGCAUCUCAGAGCGAUCCAACGGCAUGAAGUAUGAAGGCGAGUGGUUGAACAAUAAGCGCCAUGGCUACGGCAGCACCAUCUUUCCCGAUGGCACCAAAGAAGAAGGGAAGUACAAGAAUAACGCACUGGCCAGAGGUCUCAGGAAGCACCUCAUCCCGCUGAGGAGCACCAAGACCAAACAGAAGGUGGAACGAGCCGUUGAGGGAGCACUGAGAGCAGCAGCCAUCGCCAGAACCAAAGUGGAGAUUGCCAUCUCGAGGACAUCUCAUGCUCGGGCCAAAGCAGAGGCUGCAGAUCAGGCCGCUCACUCAGCCGCUCAAGAUUCAGAGAUCGCCAGAGUUGUGGCCAGAGAACUGUCCCCGAGCUUCUAUCAGCCAGGCCCCGACUACAUCCGACAGAAGUACAACGAGCCUGUGGAGGUGAAGGAGAUUCCUGUGGAGGAACAAAAGGAAAAGUCUCCGUCCGGGAGCCCACACUUCUAUCGCAAAGGAACAACGCCCACACAAUCUCCAUCUGAGAGCCCAGGUCCCAGCCCCACUCCUUCACCUGAAGCUGUGAAUAAGAGCACGACAACUCCAGCCACCAUCACUGCUGCAAAGCCAGCUGGGAAAGAGAACAGAACCCCAACCUCUGAGUCUUUGACAGCAGGCAUAGCAAAAGCAGCAUCAAAACUGUCUCUCAAACAGGAAGUGAGGCAGAUCGAGGCUCCGGCUGUCAUCAAACCAGCUGUUGACACAUCAGCCAGUGUUUACCCCAGCAAUGGGCAGAUUCACUCCCAGUACCACGGUUACUAUGUCAAAGCAGACAUCAAGAGACUUCCACCUGAUGAUCAAGCCGCCUUAGAGGAUGACUUUCACCCAUCGAGCCUUGCACGGAUGCCGCCACCUGCCAAAAAGUCUCAGACACCAGCAAUAAAAUCCACGUCAACCCAGAGUCCUUCAUCAGUUCCCCUCAAAGAGAGCACCAAAGCCCUGGAGCCUUCCAAACCAAAAAGACAGGAAACAAUGAAACCAAAGAGCCUUGCAGAAACCAAGAAAGCUAGCAUGGAAAUAGCUCCUGAAAUUGUAGAGGAGUCGGGUCCUAACUCCAUCCUGGUGGCCCUUGUGAUGCUGCUGAACGUAGGUCUCGCAAUCAUUUUUGUCCAUUUCCUCACCUGACCAAACAUCACCUCAGAAAUCGUCCACACUAGUCAGCCGAGCUGCUAACCCUCCACCAGCCAAAGAGGCCUUUUUUAAAAAAGAGAGGACUGAACAUAGACUAGUGAGGGAGGAGCCAAAAAACAACAAAAAAAAGGAGGAUGGAGAGAAACAUGAGACCUCACCCAGCCCCCCCUCUCUGGAUGGACUGAAUGACUUUCUUUGGCGCCCCAAGUCCAACCUGAGUGGACUGGUGAUGAUUUGUGAAGCUGAAGGAAGCAGCUGCCAGUUGGAGAACGGCCCCCGUGCCCCAGCUUUGGAUUCCCCCAACAGGGUUAGAAAAUAAGAGAAAGGCCUGGAGAACAGAGUGAAUGUGAGAGUGUGUGAAUGUGCGUGUGUGUGUGUGUGUGUGAGUGUGAGGCCCGGCAGCCACACUGUCUUUAAAACUCUAGUAAUGUGUGCGUUUGUCUGUCUCAAGCUCCAUUUCCAUCCAAAUCCAUCUAAAUCUAGAAGUUUUGAAAUGCUGCAAUAAAAAAGAUUGUGCCUGGUC
Molecule: messenger RNA, 2806 nt
Organism: Solea senegalensis (Senegalese sole)
Lineage: Eukaryota; Metazoa; Chordata; Actinopteri; Pleuronectiformes; Soleidae
Product: junctophilin-1-like
Exons: 7
Coding region: 241-2277 (678 amino acids)
Cellular component (GO): sarcoplasmic reticulum; plasma membrane; endoplasmic reticulum membrane
Source: RefSeq, a predicted model, not a curated record